CCAGGUAGCCAGGGGACGAGACUCAAGAAACUUCCACGCAUUCCACUUCUUGCAGUAGUGCAGUCAAGAGGCCACCAUGACAACUUACACCGACAAAGGAACAAAGCCUGAUGCUGGAAAGUUCUUGAGAUUCGACCACAUCAAGUUUUGGGUUGGAAAUGCCAAACAGGCUGCGUCAUUUUAUUGCGCCCGAAUGGGAUUUGAGCCCCUCGCUUACAAAGGGCUUGAAACUGGCGAGCGCCGAGUGGCAAGCCAUGCCGUCACUCAAAAUAAGAUCGUUUUUCUGUUUGAAUCGGCGUAUUUGCCCAACGAGAAAGAAAUGGGCGAGCACUUGGUAAAGCACGGUGACGGCGCUAAAGAUGUUGCUUUUACUGUCAAAGAUUUAGACUCGAUUGUCAAGAUGGCUAAACAGAGAGGUGCUAAAAUUGUGAAGGAUAUUUGGGAGGAAAGUGAUGAUUUCGGUACUGCGCGCUUUGCGGUUGUGCAGACGUACGGUGACACGACGCACACCUUAAUUGAUAGGUCCAAGUACAGAGGCCUGUUUUUGCCCAACUUCAAGAAGCCUCUCCACGAAGACAGCCUUUGUUCCAAACUGCCUCCUGCCAAACUCGACUUUAUCGACCAUGUCGUUGGAAACCAACCAGAUCUGCAGAUGGAGAAUAGUGCCAAAUGGUACGAGCAAAAUUUGCUCUUCCACCGAUUUUGGUCUGUUGACGAUUCACAGCUGCACACGGAAUUUUCAGCCCUGCGUUCCAUCGUAAUGGCAAACUGGGAGGAAACUAUCAAGAUGCCUAUUAAUGAGCCUGCUCCCGGAAAAAGGAAGAGCCAAAUUCAGGAGUAUGUGGAUUACUACGGGGGUGCGGGUGUUCAGCACAUUGCCCUUAAUACAAGCGACAUCAUCACCGCUAUUCGCAACCUGCGUUCCCGCGGAAUGGACUUUUUGUCCGUCCCCAAGACUUACUACACGACUUUGCGCGAGAACCUGAAAAACAGCAAAGUGGUAGUCACUGAGGACUUGGAUAUUUUGGAGGAAUUAAAUAUCCUCAUUGACUAUGAUGAAAAUGGUUACUUGCUGCAAAUCUUCACCAAAAACAUGCAGGAUCGGCCCACAUUGUUCUUGGAAGUGAUCCAGAGACACAACCACAAUGGGUUCGGAGCUGGAAAUUUCAAAGCUCUCUUUGAGGCUAUCGAGCUUGACCAGGCGCAGAGAGGAAAUCUGUAAUUUGAAAAUAAAGGCAUCUUUAUUUGUUUUAA
Molecule: messenger RNA, 1254 nt
Organism: Neocloeon triangulifer
Lineage: Eukaryota; Metazoa; Arthropoda; Insecta; Ephemeroptera; Baetidae
Product: 4-hydroxyphenylpyruvate dioxygenase
Exons: 13
Coding region: 77-1222 (381 amino acids)
Biological process (GO): L-tyrosine catabolic process
Cellular component (GO): Golgi membrane; endoplasmic reticulum membrane
Molecular function (GO): lactoylglutathione lyase activity; 4-hydroxyphenylpyruvate dioxygenase activity; metal ion binding
Source: RefSeq, a predicted model, not a curated record